GUCUCCUGGCGAAGCAGCGACGGUGUAUUGUCGUCACGACAACUUUCACGUAAAACCACCAUUCGUUUCUGUUUUUUGUUUGUUUGUUGUCGCUAUUACAAGAGCUACAUAUUCCGAUUUUGAUGUUAGCGGUUUAAAACAAGAAAGGACUGUUAUAGAGCUCUGUAAAGAUAAAAAAAUAAAAUAAAUAAAAAACAUAAAAGGAAUGUUUCUGGCGCUGUUUGAUGUGCCUUUAAACCCCCCAUCAACACAGGGUGGUGCAGUUGUGCGUCGUUACGCAGGGAAGCCUCCACACCUCUGGCCUCAAUUGGUUUCCCCAUCCAGUCCUCUCUGAAACCCGCCUGCGGUGUCGUCCCGACGAAGUCUGUUGGUCUACAGUUGGUUUAGUCAGCGCUCGCUUUAAAUUCUUUAAUCGCCAGAGUACAAAUCUGACUGUAAUUUUCAUAUCUUCCCUCCGUGCAGACUUGACGAAUUAUCCAGCCCACAUUGGAUGUAUUUGGAAUAAACAUUUCUUAAGGAAUACGCCAUUCAUAUCAAUGCUUCAACAUGCAGCCCCCACCGAGAAAGGUCAAAGUAACUCAGGAGCUGAAGAAUACUCUCAUAGAGCAGAUGACCAGACUGCACCUCAAACAUCAGACUGAAUGUGACCUGCUGGAGGACAUGAGGGCAUACAGUCUGAAGAAGGGCCAGUUGGAGAGGGACUAUGUCCAGGCUCUGCAGAAGCUGGCCAGUCAGUACCUGAAGAGGGAUUGGCCAGGCAUCAAACCAGAGGACCAAGGCACAGACUACAGGAAUGUGUAUGCUGUGUGGCGGUCCUAUCUGAAGGGGACAGUACAGGUGACUCAGUCUCGCAUCAACGUGUGUGACAACUACAAGAAUGAGAUCUCAGAUCCUGCUAAAACUGUACGGCUAUACAAGGAACAGCAGCUCAACAAGAGUAUAGAACAGUUGAAUCGUAUCCAGGUGGAGCUGCAGGACUCUGUGAAGGACCUGGCCAAAGCCAAGAAGAAAUACUAUGACUCAGAACAGGUGGCUCAGGCCAUUCGAGAGAAGGCUGACAUCGAGGCCAAGUCAAAGCUGGGUCUGUUUCAGUCCAGGAUUAGUUUACAGAAAGCCAACGUUAAGUUGAAAGCCAAGAGGAGUGACUGUAACUCUAAAGCAACCCAUGCCAGGAAUGACUACCUGUUAACCUUGGCAGCAGCCAAUGCUCACCACGACCGCUACUACCACACAGACCUGCUGCAUUGUAUACAGGAGUUGGAUGGCGGGAUAUAUAACCAUGUGAAGGACUAUCUGAUCUCUAUCUGUCAGACAGAGCUGGAGGCCUUUCAGGUCAUACACAACACCUUCCAGUUCCUACUGGACAAAUCCACCCGGGUGGUACAGGAGUUUAACCAGCAGCUCUUCAUGCAGGAGAACCCUGUGUUUCAUAAAGCACAAGACUUCCAGUUCCAACCCAGCGACUGUGACACGACUCUGAGCUCGGUGCAGAAGUUGGUGGACAUUGAGCCUUCGCCCAUCAGUGUCAUGAGGAUGACGCUGGCACAGAGUCGUAAGUUGGAGACAGACACGGGGAGCCCGACAGAGGAGCACAGUCUGAACAAGGAGGCCAGGAAAUGGGCAACCAGAAUGGCCCGAGAACACAAGAACAUUGUCCACUACAAGAGAAGCCUGGAGGAAUGUGAGACACUGGGAGUUCCUCAAACAGAGCAGGGCCGGCUUGAUCUGGAGCUGAAGAUAGAGGAUACCAAAGAGAACAUCCGCAAGGCUGAGACAGUAAAGCUGAAGGCAGAGGCUCGUCUGGACCUGCUGAGACAGGUGGGCGUUGCCGUGGAUACCUGGCUGAAGAGCGCCAUGAACCAGGUGAUGGAGGAGCUGGAGAAUGAGCGCUGGGCUACGUUAAACUACACUACCCACGAUCCCUCACUCUCGGGCCCAGUUGAUCUGGAGCGGUCGGAGGGAGAGGAGUGUGAGGAGAACAUGGAGGUGUUUGAUGACAGCAGCUCCAGCCCCUCUGGGACUCUCAGGAACUACCCACUCACCUGCAAAGUCCUCUACUCAUACAAGGCAUCUCAGCCAGAUGAGUUGAGUAUAGAGGAGCAUGAGAUGUUGGAGGUGAUAGAGGAUGGAGACAUGGAGGACUGGGUCAAGGCGAGAAGUAAGACAGGGCUGAUUGGCUACGUCCCAGAGAAGUAUCUUCAGUUCCCCACCUCUAGCAGCCUACUGAGCAUGCUCCAGUCUCUCGCUGCGUUGGACGCUCGCUCACACACCUCCUCCAACUCCACCGAGCCAGAUAUACACACUGGCAGCAUCAACGGAGACGCCAGCUUGAGUUUUGUGAGGGCGCUGUAUGACUACGAUGGUCAGGCAGAUGAGGAGCUGUCCUUCCCAGAGGGGGCUGUCAUCCGUCUGCUUAACAGAGACACCCAAACAGACGAUGGCUUCUGGGAGGGAGAGUUCAACGGACGAGUGGGAGUCUUCCCUUCUGUACUGGUGGAGGACCUGACUGAGAGCAGAGAGAACAGAGUAGACAAACUGAUCUCUCCAUCUUCGAGGCUGCCCUCCUCGUUGCCCCCCUCCCUCUGUAUGAUCAGCCCCCUGCAGCCCCUAUGCCACCCCAGACACCCCCACCCCUCCGCCCCUCCCUCGAUCUCCCUCCGUCAAUGGGGAACACAAGCCACCUCCCACAAUGUACAAGGGACCCAAUCACAAUCAUAGUCCAGUGUCACCAGAGUUCCCCCAGCCCUCCCGGUUCACCCCCGACGGAGGCAUCAGCACACUACGACCUGUCCGUGCAGCACCUCCGCCCCCAAGCAGAAACCUCGCAAACAGACAGAGAAGACUGAGGAGGUGGAGAUCACACUGGUGUGACAGUCAGACAGACAGAUGGAGAAGACUGAAGAGGUGGAGAUCACACUGGUGUGACAGACAGACAGACAGAUGGAGAAGACUGAAGAGGUGGAGAUCACACUGAUGUGACAGACAGAUGGAGAAGACUGAGGAGGUGGAGAUCACACUGGUGUGACAGACAGAUGGAGAAGACUGAGGAGGUGGAGAUCACACUGGUGUGACAGACAGACGGAGAAGACUGAAGAGGUGGAGAUCACACUGAUGUGACAGACAGACGGAGAAGACUGAGGAGGUGGAGAUCACACUGGUGUGACAGACAGAUGGAGAAGACUGAGGAGGUGGAGAUCACACUGGUGUGACAGACAGACAGAGAAGACUGAGGAGGUGGAGAUCACACUAGUGUGACAGACAGACAGAGAAGACUGAGGAGGUGGAGAUCACACUAGUGUGACAGACAGACAGACAGAGAAGACUGAGGAGGUGGAGAUCACACUGGUGUGACAGACAGACAAGACUGGGGAGGUGGAGAUCACACUGGUGUGACAGACAGACAGACAGACAGAGAAGACUGAGGAGGUGGAGAUCACACUGGUGUGACAGAUAGACAGAGAAGACUGAGGAGGUGGAGAUCACACUGGUGUGACAGACAGACAGA
Molecule: messenger RNA, 3505 nt
Organism: Oncorhynchus tshawytscha (Chinook salmon)
Lineage: Eukaryota; Metazoa; Chordata; Actinopteri; Salmoniformes; Salmonidae
Product: F-BAR and double SH3 domains protein 2-like
Exons: 21
Coding region: 547-2718 (723 amino acids)
Biological process (GO): regulation of actin filament polymerization; neuromuscular synaptic transmission
Cellular component (GO): neuromuscular junction; recycling endosome
Molecular function (GO): protein binding
Source: RefSeq, a predicted model, not a curated record